Messenger RNA from Phasianus colchicus (ring-necked pheasant), 19418 nucleotides. NCBI's taxonomy places the organism in Eukaryota, Metazoa, Chordata, Aves, Galliformes, Phasianidae. The record is from RefSeq and is a predicted model, not a curated record.
UUGAACUAGAUGAUCUUAAAGGUCUCUUCCAACCUAAGCCAUUGUAUGAUUGGCUGGCAUUGAAGGAAUUGCAGGCCUGGUUAUUACAUCUCUGAGCAGCAAACGAGGCAGCUACCUCAAAGCCAUGGCGGAUCAGCCAUAUGCAGUGCUGUUUUGUGGGAACCUGCUCAUCCCUGCUGCAAGAAGAUGGGUUUGAGUUUCUGUAGCCAAGUCAUGCAGGAUGUUUCGUGCCUUGCAGUGGGAUGGGGGCUGAGUGCAGCCAGAAACGUGCACACAGCUUCAAUUGCAGAGAAGUCAUUGGAUUGUCUUCUCCCAUCAGAACUGCGGCAUCAGACUGGAGCUUUCUCCUGUGCCAUCAUCUUCAUGCUGGUCCUGUGGAGUCCACUGCAGUGAGCCAAACAACUCCCUCUUGAGCACUAUUAAUAUCUCUCUUCAAGUCUUACAGUCUUAUUAUGGUGAAUAAUGAAAGCAUUUUCCCUGACCUUUGCUCCUUCGAUCCAAUUGCGUUCUAACAAGUAUAUGUAUUUUUGACCCAACACGUGAUGGGAAAAAGGCUCUGUCCUAUUCAGGCAGAAUUAGAAGGAAGUCCAAUUUCAGAACGUAUCCAGAUGAAGGCUUUCUUUUUGGCAGCUUAUUAAUGUGCUGACUAUCUCUCUCUUUCCAUCCCCCACGUUACGAUGAACUUUAACAGCAGCCUAAGCAAUUGUAAUAAAGAGAAGCACUGAAGUUGCUUCUUGCUGUUGUCGCUUAAUUGCUACAUGGGAAAACAGUUAAGAUGCCAGGUUAUGAGGUGGCUGGGGCUUGGCUUAUUAAAAUUGAAAGAACAAUCCUAGGCUGGGAGCUCAGUGGGAGCAGGGCUGUCCUUGUAGCAUCUUUGUGCCAUACUGAGCGUGAUGGGAUCCUGCUCUGACUGGGGCUCAGGGGUACUUCUGCAUUAUGAACAUCUUAUUGUUCAGCUCAUUUACUUACGUUUGUUGCUGUUUGGAGAAUUGGAAGAUACAGUUCUAUUGAAACGUAGCAACUUCGUAGCAGGUCUGUGUUAAUGUUUAUCCACUGGUGCUGCACAGUGAUUCCCAAAGAGUGCCUUUAUCCAGAGGUGAUGCUGUGAGCGGAAAGGUUUGGAAGUGUCAUCUUUAUAUUAAUGAACAGAGAGAAACAGCAGUGAACCUGAGAGUUCUUACUGAUUUAAUGAGAUUUCUGACUCGUAUCAGCAGUCUGACUUGGUGAGCUCAUUCUGCUGUCCUUAUAAACAAAACUCUUUUUAAUUCAUGUAUAAUAUGUAGAGUUCCCAAAUGUGUUAAUCCAUACUAUCUGACAGCUUCUCUGAAGUGGGAGGUUCUUUCACCCAAGAUGUCAGUGUUACUAUUUAACAUCUAAAUGAGAGAUUAGGCUGGGGGUAUAGGAAAUAAAGCUUCUCUUGAAAGUCUGACAGCAGUAGGCUGGGAUGUAAUAUUUGCAUGUGAAAGGUAUUGGGUUAACAUUGCUGAGACUUUUUUAUUGUAACUGCAGAGGAUAAAAACCAUAGAGACGGCUUGAUUUGUUUGGAAUUCAUAAUAGUUUAUCAUAAGAGAUUAUGUCUCAUUUACACAAAGCAAACAAACAUGAAAAAAUAGAAGCUAUACAUUCUUCCCCCAGGCUUGUUUAGUUAUUGUACUAUUAAUACAGUUAAUUCAAUGUUAUUUGCCUUUGAAAGGAAUAGUGGUUGUUAUAGAGGUGCUCCAGAACACUUCAUACUAUGAACACUCCCUAAUGGUCCUGUGAGCAGUCUCACCAAGAUCUGUAAAUAAAAAUAAAAGGAGAAGGUUUGGGGUUAGCUCUGCUUUGUCCUACACUUUCUGGACAGUUUUUGAAAUACUAGAGCUCCCCUGUUGAGAAGACAUGCAGAAUAACAGCAAAGGAAAGCUGAGCAAAUGCUUUUCAAACUCCUUGAUCCACUGUGUUUGAGUUCAGCACAAGCUCCCUGCGUUGAAGUCUGAAUGUGGUUUUGGGAACCUGUUGGGAUCUGAAAGAUGUGUGGUGGUGGUGGUAUCUUGGAAUAAAGGAAUUCUUUAGGGAUCACAUAUUGCUGUUCCUGAAGCCGCAUUUGUCCCUGGAACUUCAGAUGUGAUAGGACAAGAGGUGGUGGCCUUAAGUUGUGUGAGGGGAGACUCAGUUUGGAUAUUAGGAAACAUUUUUUCUCUGAGUGUUCAGGCGCUGGCCCUGCUGCCCAGGGGGUGGGGGAAUCACUGCCCCUGGAGGUGUUCAAGAACUUACAUUGAGGGUCCUGUCAGUGUGUGUGGUGAGGAUGAGUUGGGGUUGGGGAUCUGAGAGGCUUUUCUAACCUGAGUGGUUCUGUGUUAAAUGAGGGAAACCUCAACUCAGCUGGAAAGUGAAUGUUUGUUGCAAACAAACAAACAAGCAGGGAUUCUUCUAUGCUGAUCUGUAGUGUGUGUCCUGCUGUACUGACACAGCUGUUGUUUUUGUAAUUCCUGUUCCCCUUCCCCAGCUCUGUGCUGGGCAGUGGGAGCACUGUGUGCCCAUGCCUGCCCAGUGCCCAGCUCAGCGCAAAGCACAGAGCACUGCCAUGCAGAGCAUCCCAUUCCACCACCUCCUCCAAAAACACUUUGCAAAGCUUUGCAGAGCUUGCAUUGUGCUACAGAUGUUUCAUCAUUUGCAGCGAAUUUGCUGUUACAGCAGAGAACGUAGAGGUUUCCUAGGUUGCUCUCUAAGCCCUCUUAGUGCUUGCAUCUCCUUCCUUGUCUCCUUCCAAUCAGACCGAUGCUGCCGUGUCUCCCCAGCGCCUCUGCAUGCGAUCUCCUGUGAUGCUGUAUGAGCUGGGAUGUCCCUGACAAUCACUGGGGUGUCCCUGCCCAAUGCUGGUGUGUCCCAGCCCAUUACUGAUGUAUUCCUCCCUGUACACCACUGGGGUGUCCCUGCCCAUCGCUGCCCACUUUGCAUGGAGAAAGAUGGAGAAAGUCAAGAGGGAGGGGGCAAUGCUGGAGUUUGGGUCUCAAUCUGAAUGUGCCAGUAUUUUCUGUGAGCAGAUUUAGGAAGCAGAGAGCAGGACUCGGCUGUGGGAGAGGAAGGGGGGAACUGUGUGGGUGGGGCAAGAGGGAGAAAUGUCUGCUCUCAGCUCACCCCAGGACUGUUUGCUCUCCAUCUCAAUGGAGAAACCUUUUAAUUUUGCCCUCUCCAGUGUGACAUACCCCUUAUAGCAUGGUGCUGCCCUGCAGAGGGUGUUUGUCCGCCCUAAUUGCUUUCUGUUAUUUUAUAUCAAGGGUUAAAAUGGCAAAUCCUGGGGGUGGGUGGUGGGGGAUGGCGCAGUGCCAUGUGUGUGUGCGCAUCCUCUGUUGGCUCAGCCCUCCCUGGGGGUUUGCACACCCACACACCAAAAGUUUUUUUUUUUUUUUUGAGGGGGAAGGGAGAAUUAUUAAUGAGUUUGGAGCCGUUACCAUGGGAACCUGUUGCUAAUGAAUCUCUGGGGUUUCCUCUCCACCUUGAGCCUUGAGUUUCCUGGUAAUAGUGUUCCCAUGGCAACGGAUGUCACCGAUACCCCACUGGCUCCAUCCCCGCCAUGGAUGUGCAGAUACUGCUGCUCACUGUGUUGGGUGAUUCACACCAUACACCAGCCAUCCCACCUUGCACCUCCUGCAAGUUUGGAAACUUCUCUUUUUCCUUUUUUUUUUUUUUUUAAGCGAAGAGUUUAACAUUUACCCAAAAUCCCAGGCGUGAUCCCCUUCUCUCUGCUUGCUUUCCAUUCAAAGCUGAGCACUGCUGCAAGCACGACCUUUGCUUCCCACAUACUUGUGCUUGCAGCCUCCUCUGCAUCACUAUUGGGUUCAGUGCUGCAGCAAGCUGGUGGUCAGUUCUGGGGGCAAAACCUGGGAAAUUGGUAAAUUUCUCCCCAGGUUCUUUGUGUUUGGCCCAGUAGCAGAAUGUGGGAGCUGUCAGAUAAUUACCGUAAGGUAAUUAGUUUGCAGCCCUGUGUUUUUGCAAAGGGUGUGCUUAGCUGGGGCUGUGAGCAGUGCCACGAGUGUGACUGACGGACAGUGAACACCCCAAACCAUGCAGUGCCCACGGUGAAUUUUCUGGCUGGAAGCAGGAUGGCUUAGAGGCACUUUAGGAUGAGGACCACACUCAUCUCCCAUCCGAGAUGCACAGAAGUUGCUCAUUUUUGGUUUUUCAGUUAUUUUUCUGCCAUUAGAAAGUGCAUCAGUUUGGGAGCUUUGAUCCAAGUUAGCUCUGUGGAUGUCAGCAUAGAUGGCAGUGGCCCCACUACCCAUUGUCAUAGGAUGGGGACAGUCCUCACUCACAUGGUGUGGGCAGCUGUGUCCCUGUUCUCAUAUAUUUUUUUCAGGUUUUGGAAAUGUUUCAGUCCUGUAUAGUGAUGGGGAGCACUAGGAGCUGGCUUUUCCAUAGUGGACAGCAGAGGAUAGAUGUAGGUGUCUGAGUGACAGCUCACACCCAGUGCCGGAUCCUGCAGGCUGUCCUUGUGCCAGUGCUACCAGCUUGGUGUGCACACCUGCUUGACUGUGUUUCUCUGCUAAAAUCAAGUUUACAAUUGCAGGGUCAGUCAUCCGCUCUCGGACUGAUACUCAGGCAUCCCGGUUCCUGUGCAAGCAGUAUAUGAUAAAAACAGAAAGAGGCAAGAAAAACACGUUUGCAUUCUUCUUUAGUACCAAUAUUCUGGUAAGGAUGGUGAAAGAGGUGCAUUUCCUUAAUGGGAAGUGUGCCUCUGUGUCUGCUCUAUCUGCCGGAGUGGCCGGUGCAGCCUGGCGCCAUGAGCUCGUUAUGCAACACAAAUUCAUUAUGAGACAACAGUGCUAAUGGCAGCCCUGAACUGAGGCUGUCUGCUGAUUCAGCGUGGCACUGCUUGCUAUGGUUGGUCUGGCCAUUGGGUUUCCUAUCAUCUAAAAGCUGUUCUUCGGCAGGAACAAGAGUAGAGCAAUUGAGAAAAUACAAUGAUGUCAGUAACAACCACCCAAAAGAAAAGAAAGGAAGGUGUUUUUUUCUUUGAGUUAUGUCAUGAAUGCAGCGUGACCAAAAUCUCCCCUGUCUCAGCACUGUCUCAUUGGCAAGCAGUGGCAAGACGUAUAAUGGAUGAUUAGUAUCUGUGAGGCCUGGCAGUUUAUCUCCUUGUGCCAGCUAUCUCCCAGCCACUGGCCCUGGCUGUAAAUUGUCAACGAAGGGAAAAGCAGUGUGCGUAAGCACUUAAGUGCUUUUGCUAUUCAAGGCAGAGCAGACACUGAAAUCCAUCAGAAGGUCUAUUUUUCACCAGGUGGUAUUGACUAAUCUGUUAAAGCCAAGUCACCUCUCAUCACAGGAUUUGGGCAUGAUGAUAUUUUUCCCCUUUCAUGGCACCUCUUGUACAGUGAUAUUUUUUGUUGGUAGCGCUUUGUAGGUGUGAGUAAAUCAAAGCUCUGUGAUUGAGGUGGAAGAAGUGAGGCAAGAGAAGGCCAGAGUCCAGCAGGGGAGGGAAGCAGCACUGAGAACUCCCAAAUCCUCGUUCCAUGGUCAGACUUUGGCUCCUUAAUAAAAUGAGAAUAGCCGAGGGCGUUUCUCCCAGGAUUGCUAUCACUGGGAUGAAAGCUAUCUAGCGUUAAUGAUGAUCAUCUAAAGCUUUCCAUGUGCCUGUAUUCCGAGGUAUGAAAGAGCAUGGCUAAUGAUACCUUGUAAAAUGAUGAAUAAUUUAUCUUGCGGUUGAUGGUAGCUCUGAAGUAGAUAUGAGAUCCCGUACCCAUCUCACAGAUGAGUAAACUGAAGCUAAUUGAGUCUUUGAGAGAUCAUAAAUAAAUUGAACGUGUUGUAAUACAGGAUGUUGCUGUUGAUAUUUUUUUUUUAUCUGAAAGAGGAGGAGGGCUCUUGGCAGCAUGAAAUUAUCACAAUGCAGGAAAAGGAAAAUUAAAUAAAUGCAGCCCACCAAGUGAUUGGCAAGUGAAGUGGGGUUCAGCUAAGUGAUUCAGCCAUUGUGUCUGCCCAGAUUCCCACCAAUGACAGAGAGAAGAGUUGUUUUACCUCAGUUGCAUGCAAAGACAUGACUGGGGAAGGAUGGGCAUGGGGACAAAACUACCUCAUGGGAAAAGAUGUGCUCUGUGUGCUGCUUAUUAUCUCCUUCCAGUUCAGGAAAUAUAAUAGUGGUGCAAAUCUAUUGCACUUUGAGCAUUGCUCAUGUAUCAGCCUUGUGAGGCUGUUUGCAUCUAUGGAGAAGGAGCUGUAGAUGAAGCACUUUGCCUUGCUCCUUUUUGCUUCCUUCCUGCUGGAGGCUGUUUGUUGCCUCCAGACCCGACGCACUCCAGGCGGUUCCCCGCAUCCCACUCUCCCGUCUCUGCUGGCAGUGACUUCCCUGGAUGAAGUUCCUCCUGUACUGAAAAAUCUCAGCUCAUUAUUAAGCAGCUGUUUGGCUGAUGUUGGAGCCAUCCCAUCUGCUCCCAUGUUCCUACUGAAUACAGAGGACAGAAGAGAGAUGAUCUCCCCACCCCUUGCCUUUGCAGGAGCUGUUGGCUGCAGCACAUGGAUGAUGUCCUCCUCAUCACCAGUGUGUUUUCUUCCAAUGUUUUCACAUGUCAAUGCAGGAAAUGGCAGCACUGUGUUCAUAAGGAAGGAGUGAGGUCUGCCUGCCUCCCUCUCCUCCCAAUUCGUUAGCUCUCAUAUAUUUUUGUUGUUCCCAGUGUUCUUCCUCUACACAUUGCAAAGAAAUCUUUUGAGGAAAAAAAAAAAACCAAAUCCUAUUUUUUUCUUGUUGUUUUUAGUUGUUUUGGAAUGAUAAAUAUUUCAUCAGAUGCCUGCCUUCUGGCCUUUGCUCUCUUUCAGCACUUCCAGUACAGUGUAUGUAGUGAUCUAAAUAGAUGUAUUUAGAUUAGAAGCACUCAGAAUAGCUGUUUGCUUUUCCUAAGAAAGUUGAGUUUUGGAGUAGGCCGGUCAUGUUGUGUUUAAAUCUGUGGAAGGCCGCUUGGAGUCACCAAAAAAUGUUUUGAAGUCCUGUGCUCGUCUCCAGUAGAUGCUUUGCCUUCCAAGGGCUCCUCUGAAAUGGAUGGCUUUGCUAGGGAGCCUGGAAUGUUUUGCUGCUUAAUUUAGACUGUUUAUCUCAAGAGGUCCUGGAGUUCAAAGCCAAAGAGAUGUGCCGAAGCCAUUCUCUCUCUUUGCAGCAGCUGCCUCUCGUGUGCACUGAUCCCGGCUGCAGGUUGACCAUCUUGGGAUGCCUGUGCAGAGCAUCCUAAUCCAUCUGCUUAGGAUUUCUGCCUCUUCCCAGCUGGGUAACUCAACUAGGCUCUUCUUCUUACUCUUCUUUCUUUCAGGAAUUCCAAAAUUUCCACAGAAAAACACAACAGCCAGCACAACAUUGUGUGUGCACAGCUCCCAGCGCCCCAUUGCUUGCUUUGAAGAAGAGCAGUCAGGAGAUUGAGGAGGAUUUAUUGAAUCUGGCAGCCCCUCUUCAAGGUUGUCGUUGCAAUCCUGACCUUGGACAGGGUGUGCUGGGCAGGACUGCAGGUUGGUUGCCAGUUGUUUUGCUGGCAUGAAAUCCCCAGGCUGUCAAAUCAGGUCGAAAUGCUGAUGUUUUCGAUGAGGUCCGGGUUUGGUGGAUGUGAUUCCGUCUCACUCAGGCUGAUUCCAAAGGAAUUAAAUCAUUGCACGUGAGAGGCUGUUCGUGGCCUUGCCUCCUUUAUCUGAGGGACAGAUAUAAGUUUUAUUUAUGAUUUCUGCUGCUAUCAUUUAAAGUUUAAAAAAACAACAGCAAAACAAAACAAACCCCUCUGCUCAGUGAAAAGAGGAUUUAAGUAUUUCAUUUAGAUCAAAGCCAGACCAUUAUGAAAUCUUUCAUUUGCAAGAAAUAGCAAUCUCUACAACAAAACGUUAAGUGGUCACACUCUAAUAUAUGCCACCCCUUAUGAAUUUAAUUAGUAAACAUUUAUUUUAUUUCAUCCAAUAAUGCCAGAGUGCUGGAAAGGUAUUCCAGUUGCCAGGACAACCUAUUUUUCUUUAUUUUUCUUUUCUCCUUCUCCCUUUAUUUCUUUUCUGUCAUUUUUGAUCACAUCACGUUGAAAGGAGAUUUUAUUAUUUAGGUGUUCGGGCUACUUUGAUUGAAAGGCAGAUUUCUUACAGCUAAUGUCGUUUGUGGAGCUCUUCUUGCAGAGUCCCUCUGCGUUUGUGUCCGUCCUCUACAGAAAGUCACAGUGGCAGCAAUGACAGAAAAUGAUGUGGAAUCAGAGCAGCAGCAGCAAGCAGUGUGUUCCCCCUCAUCCCACCAAAGCCUCUUCCCUGCGGAUUGUGGCUCUGGAAGUCCUUGAGCUGUCUUCCUGAGUUAGCUUCAAGCAGUGCAUGCAGCACCGGCAGCAAAACUCCCCAAAUGAGGGUGUAGAGGAAAGGUGCUCUUUUGGGGGUCAGAGUCCUGGGAAAUUCCUUUUCUCCCGUUCCCUCCUUGCUGCAAUAGUCUGAAUUUGAGGCUGUGGGAGUUGGGCUAGAUGACCUUUAAACGUCCCUUGCAACACUAAGGAUUCUAUGAUUCUAAGAAGCAAAUGGAAACAAAGGAAGUCAUGCACACGAAGCUUAGCUUUCCUGACAGAGGAAAGCAUCUUGCAGUGUGUAGCACCUUCCCCAGCCCCUUAGAAGAGUUAUUCGUGGCAGGUCCAUGCACAUGCUUUGAGUGGGUCACUGAGGCUGCAAAAAGGUCAGCAAAAUGCCAAAAAGUCUGAAUUGGGUCAAAUCCUGAAAGCUGUGCUCAGCCCUUGCUAGGGCAGCUUUUGUGCUGAUGGAUGGAUGUGAACCAACAGCAGAAGAGUGAUGUCUUUGGUCAGCAAGUUCAGAGACUUGGAGCAGUUGGUGUUAUAGAAUAGAAUCAUAGAAUGGUUUGAACUGGGAGGGACCUCUAAAGGCCAACUGGUCCCACUCCCUGCACUGAGCAGGGACACCCAUAGCUCCAUCAGCGCCCCAUCCAGCCUGGCUGUGGGUGUGUGCAAGGAUGGGGCACCACUGACCCACUGCAGACAGUGGGAGAUGUGCUGUUGGCAUUCAUGGGAUGUGGUGCCACUGCUAAUGUGUUUUAUUUUUACAACGUGGGUAGCGUGCAUGCAUAAACUUGGAAGGAAAUGUUCCCACUGUGUUAUUUACAUAUGAAAAUGUAGCGCUGUGUUGGGACACUCAGGUAGAUUGCUGCUGCUGGGGAAAGGUUUUUCUCCCCCCAGCCAGUAGAACAGCAUCUUUAGAUUAUAAAGAUGCUUGUCUUUUAUUCAACUCAGGCAGCAGGGAAAAAUGGGAAAAGCUACAGAAUUCAUAAAAGAUUUGUCGUUGGACUGCAGUGAUUUACAGGGAGAUAAUUUUGUUGAUUAGUUUUGGUGCUGUUCCCAUGUUACACAAUGUCACCCAGCACACAACCAGCCCAGAUGUUUGAUUUUUAUUGCUUUUACAGAAGAUUGGGAAUCAGGCACUAGUUCUGAUAGCAUUUCCUUUUCUUAUGAAGUAUUUGGGAAGCCCAAAUGAUCCCUUGCCAAAUGAUGUAUUGCCUCUCUUCCUGGAUUAUACUGCUUUGCAUCAAGCCUUAUAGAAAAAUGCAAUGGAACUGGUGUUCUUUUCACUCCUUUCUUUCCUGUUUUGAAGUAAUUACAAUAGCUAUAUUGUCUUCAAUAAUGAUACAAUAUGGUUAUGUUUAACAAAACACUGCUGACUCAAGAUUCCAACCGAAAUGCAUGUUUGCUUUUACUGCUGGUAGAGCCAUGGGAAUGGGUACCAGAAAGCAAAAUGAAGGGGUUGGGGUGGGCUAGGGCUUGGGAUUGGCACUUCUGAGUUGUUGGUCUAGGGAAAAGCAGAAGGUAAUCAGAUUUUCAUUUCAAAACAGAACUCUAUAGUUUCUUUCCUUUGCAUCUUCUUUUGGUCUUAAAAGUCCCAUCAAAGGCAGUUGAGAGCAAAGCUUUUUUUAAAAUAAAAUAAGGUCAAGUUUGAAAUUAAGCACUGCACUGAUAGCAGCGUAUCUUGACCUGAAAAAAAAUCAGAGGAGGAUGAAAGGAUUGCUUACACAGAUCACCCAAGUGCCGGGAAUAAUGGAGCAGAGCAUCAGAAGGCUUGGGUUCUGAAUCCUGCCUCUGCUGCACACUUGCCAUAUGAUGUUGGACAAAUUGCUGAUUCUUCCUUGCCUUUAGACCCACUAUAAAUGUCUGAAAAGCUUGGAGAUGCUGUGCUAAAAAGCUGAGUGUGUCCCCAGAGCGUUAUUAUAGCGACAAGUGAGCUUGGGAUGGGCCAUGCCGUGUCACCUCCUCCUUUGCAAAAUCUGGUGGCUGAAGAAAGAACCUCCUACACGAGCCUGAUUCAAUUUGUGGGGCAGUGGCAUUGCCAGGGAUGAUUUUGGUUGGCGUAAUCCGAGUUCUACAGGUUCUUUGCUUUGACUUCUGUCAAAAGGCAUGAGCGAGUUGGAACACAAAGCUCAUCUCCAAAAUGCAGAAAGUAUCAUUAAAAAGGGGCUUUGCAUGUAUUUCUGUGAACAUUUAAAUGCUGCAGGUCUUUCAUUUCAAAUUUAAUAGUGCUGAACAGGAGAGACGAAGGAUGUGGAUUUUUUUGUACCUUGAUGGGGGUGAACCCAUUAAUGGACUUCAUAAAUUGAUUUUGUGCUGUGCCUUCUCUAAUCAAACAAAAGUAACUAGGAAAUCCUUUAGCAUAUUUCUGUGCGACCAGAGUUUGAAUUAGCAGCACAUUGUCCUGUGUUACAGAGUUGGCAUUUGUUGUUUAAUGAGAGAAACCAUAAAACCAAUGGUAUGAUAGAAAUAUUUUCCAAAAGAGUUAAUUUUGUGCAGAUCUUUGUCUCGACUAACGCAAUGGCUUUGGCUGGCUGGCUGUCUUUGGUGUCAGGCAUGGAGCGUGGUCAGGGCUGAUUAAGUCCUCUGCCUUUAUUGCUCAUAAUCAGUAGAAAGCAAGAAGGAAGAUGUAAAACUACUAAACAUUAUGUUGAAUUUAAAGCUUUUUUCAGAGACUAGUUAAAUGUUUCAUGGAUUUCUUGCAUGGCCUCCAAAGCAUCCAGCUUCUUGGCAUGAGACUGUGCUGCUCUUGGCUUCCCAUGGCCAAGAGAAAGCCUCCAUGUCCAAUUGCAACAUGACUAAUUUGCUCAUCUGUGAUGUUAAAAUGAUGAUUUUUUAAAAUUAUUUUGAAUUUUUAACCGGCACAAUCGUGUGGAAGUCAUUUCCCUUUCCCUUCCAUUGUCUGCCUGGGACAGAGCUCCCAUCCUUUCUGGGUCUAUUUGGGCAUCACUGAUUCAUCCAACCUAUGAGUUCCCAAAUUAGUUAACUGUGUUCUACCUAUAAGUUGUGCUGUUUGAAGCCAAAAUUGAAGCAUAAAGUUUGCACUGUAAAUAAGGAAUUCUGUGCAAACCUCCUUAUAUGUCUACCUGGUGCACUGUCAGAAAGAUUUUCAUGGGGAUUUCAGAAAGAUUGUGGCAUUUCUGUGCUCACUAGGGCUGCUCUGCCUUGCAGGAACGGCAGGUAAAAUAAAGCAGGUAAAUAAGCCAGCAGCUGAUAUGUUGCGUUGAGCUCUGGUGGGAGCUAAGAGCACUGUGAAAGCAGGUGCUUGCUCGUGCAACCAGCUUUUUUACUAUAUUUUUUUAGCUUAACUUUUCACCCGAACUCUUUUGCAAGCUCUUGACCUACUGUGGUCUCCCAUCCCAAGUCCAGCUGCUGCUCUCAAUGGCUCUGAGCACGGCGUGUCCUACUGGGACUCCCAGGGGACUCGUGGUGCUGCUGCCUCCAUGUCCUGAAGGGACGUCUCCUGCAUCAAGAGAGAAUAAUCCCCAAGAUCCCUUAUUUCUGACAGCAAGCUGCUACCCAAUUAGAUUGCACAAGGCUGGCCAGCGGAAGAGACAGGAAGCCAUCAGCAAGCUCGGGAGCAACAAGAAAAAAGGUGCUGAUGGUUUAUAGCUGGUUUCCAAAUGAGAUUAGCAGUUCCUGCUGCCUCACUGUCCUGCCAGUUGCCCUUAUAACUUAAUCAAUAGCAUUGAUUGGUCAGUAGCAGCGUGUACAGAGCUGGGGAGCUUGGUUUUUGGCCAGAAGGGUUGUGAUGGAGAUGAGCUUGGGGGAUCAGGUAAGCCCACGGGAGGAUGGCCACCAGUUAGGAAGGUGAUAGGGGAAGACAGCCACCAUCUUGGGUGGUGCCAGAGGAUAUCUGUAUUGUCACCAAUCCUUCCUGAGCCUUGUGACUUCACAGUGUCACACCCUGGGGAUCCACCCUAGAACCCAGCAGAGUGGUGGAUGGGGACAAGGUUGGCAGAGGGUGAAGCCUGGGCUCGGUGGUGCUUUGGAGCUUCCUACUGGCAAUGUGUGCUCUCCUUAACGCCUCCUCUCACCUGGUUUGAGCACAUCAGCAUGCUGGUCAUCCUUCUGAACUGUGUCACCCUGGGCAUGUUCCAGCCCUGCGAGGACGUGGAGUGCCAGUCGGAGCGCUGCACCAUCCUGGAGGCAUUUGACGACUUCAUUUUCGCUUUCUUUGCGGUGGAGAUGGUCAUCAAGAUGGUGGCUCUGGGGAUCUUCGGGCAGAAGUGUUACCUUGGAGACACGUGGAAUCGCCUGGACUUCUUCAUUGUGAUGGCAGGCAUGAUGGAGUACUCUCUGGACGGACACAACGUCAGCCUGUCUGCAAUCCGCACCGUGCGCGUGCUGCGGCCGCUGCGAGCCAUUAACAGGGUCCCAAGUAUGCGAAUACUCGUCACCCUGCUGUUAGAUACUCUGCCUAUGUUAGGCAAUGUCCUCCUCUUGUGCUUCUUUGUCUUCUUCAUCUUUGGGAUCGUGGGUGUGCAGCUCUGGGCAGGGCUGCUAAGAAACAGAUGUUUCCUGGACAGGAAUUUGGCAACGACAUAUAACCUGACCUUCCUGCAUCCGUACUACCGCACAGAUGAAGCAGAGGAGAAUCCAUUCAUCUGCUCAUCCCAUCGUGAGAACGGCAUGCAGAAAUGCUCCAACAUCCCAACCAGGAAGGAGUACAAGGUGGAGUGCACCUUGAGCAUGGACUCCUACACCCCAAGUUUAUACAACCCUGACUUCAGCAGCAAGAAUGCCUGCAUAAACUGGAACCAAUAUUACAACGUAUGCAUGGCAGGGGAUGUAAACCCACACAAUGGAGCUAUCAAUUUUGAUAAUAUUGGCUAUGCCUGGAUAGCUAUAUUUCAGGUUAUAACCCUGGAAGGAUGGGUUGACAUCAUGUAUUAUGUGAUGGAUGCACAUUCUUUUUACAAUUUUAUAUAUUUUAUAUUGCUUAUAAUAGUUGGUUCCUUCUUCAUGAUUAACUUGUGCCUGGUUGUGAUAGCAACACAGUUUUCUGAAACAAAGCAGCGGGAGAACCAGCUGAUGCAGGAGCAGCGGGCCCGUUAUCUCUCCAAUGACAGCACAAUUGCCAGCUUCUCAGAGCCAGGUAGCUGCUACGAGGAGCUGCUGAAGUACAUCUGCCACAUCUUCAGGAAGGUGAAACGGCGGACAAUACGCCUGUACAAUAACUGGCAGAGCAAGCGCAGGAAAAAAGUUAACCCAAACAACACCACAAACGGGCAGAGCCGCCGAAGCAAAAGGCGCAUCACCUCCAUUCACCACCUCAUCCACCACCACCAUCACCACCAUCACCACCACUACCACAUCAGCAAUGGGAGCCCACGGGGGCCACGCUCCAACCCGGAGAUCUGCGACCUGGAACUCAAGGUGAUGAAGCCUGGUGGGCAGCUGAUGCUCCCUUCUCCAUCACCCAACUUGCAGAGUCCCGCUCCUCCUCCAGACUCGGAGUCUGUGCAUAGCAUUUACCACGCAGACUGUCACGUUGAAGGACCACAAGUGAACUGUAAGUCUUCCAAUGCCCCUGCAAGCAUUAAGCUCACUACUGGACUCUCCAACCAUGGCAACAUGAAUUAUCCUACCAUCCUGCCUUCACCAACGAGCAAAGCCAGUUCUGUCCCAGUUCCCAAAGGAAAGAAGAAUGGCAAUUCACCUGUGGCUGUAGUUAAUAGCCCUGUCACUUUGGGCACGGAUUCUUAUGGGAAGCUGCAGCAACUGGUAGGAGAGCAUGGUCUGCGGAGGACUCCCAGCCGGCUGUCGGGGCUGAGUGUGGCCUGCCCACUGCCCAGCCCGCCGGGCGGCACGCUGAGCUGCGAGCUGCAGGACUGCCCUUUCUGCGCCAGCCUCCUGGAGGACCCCGAGUUUGCCUUCAGUGAGUCCGACAGCUGCGACUCCGACAGCAACGGCAUCUAUGAGUUCACCCAGGACCUGCGGCACGGCGACCACAGGGACCAGCUGCAGCAACAGCGGGGCAGGAGGAAGAGGAAGAAAAAGAAACCCAAGGAGAGGAACAAGGUCACCCGCCUGUGGAAGGCAUUCGGCAGCAAGCUGAAGAGGAUCGUGGAGAGCAAGUACUUCAACCGAGGGAUCAUGAUCGCGAUCCUCAUCAACACGCUGAGCAUGGGCAUCGAGUACCACGAGCAGCCAGACGAGCUGACCAACGCCUUGGAGAUCAGUAACAUCGUCUUCACAAGCAUGUUCGCCCUGGAGAUGCUCCUGAAACUCCUUGCCUUUGGCCUCUUCGGCUACAUCAAGAACCCGUACAAUAUCUUUGAUGGGAUCAUAGUUGUCAUCAGUGUCUGGGAGAUCAUCGGGCAGUCGGACGGCGGUCUUUCCGUGCUCCGAACUUUCCGGCUGCUCCGGGUGCUGAAGCUGGUGCGCUUCAUGCCCGCCCUCCGUCGCCAGCUGGUGGUCCUGAUGAAGACAAUGGACAACGUUGCCACCUUCUGCAUGUUGCUCAUGCUCUUCAUCUUUAUCUUCAGCAUUCUCGGCAUGCAUCUUUUUGGAUGCAAGUUCAGUCUGAAGACUGAUACAGGAGACACAGUUCCAGAUAGAAAGAAUUUUGAUUCCUUGCUCUGGGCCAUUGUGACAGUAUUUCAGAUCCUCACUCAAGAGGACUGGAAUGUGGUUCUGUACAAUGGAAUGGCAUCAACAUCUUCAUGGGCAGCGCUCUACUUUGUGGCCUUGAUGACCUUUGGCAAUUAUGUGCUCUUCAACCUUCUGGUUGCCAUUCUGGUGGAAGGCUUCCAGGCAGAGGGGGAUGCCAAUAGGUCAGACACAGAUGAGGACAAGACAUCUGCCAACUUUGAUGAUGAUUUUGAGAAGCUGAAAGACCUCCGUGCAACAGAGAUGAAGAUGUACUCACUUGCCGUCACCCCGAAUGGGCACCUGGAGGGCAGGGGCAGCAUGCCACCCCCUAUAAUCAUGCGCACCGCUGCCACACCGAUGCCCACACCGAAGUGUUCCCCACACAUGGAUUCAGUGCACACUUUUGUGGACUCAAGGAGAGGGAGUAAUGCUUCUCUAGAUCCCCUGACCUACGAUCAGAAGUCCUCGUCCAGCCUCCGCAGUUCCCCUUGUGCCAACUGGGGUACCAACAGCAACUGGGGAAGCCGACGCUCAAGCUGGAACAGCCUGGGCAGAGCCCCAAGCCUCAAGAAGAAGAACCAAUCUGGUGAAAGAGAGUCUUUGCUCUCCGGAGAGGGGAAAGGCAGCACAGAUGAUGACUCCGAUGACGCCAAGUCCAGCACGGUCAGCAGGCCCUCACUGCACCGCCGGGCAGAGUCCUUGGAUUACCGCAGCUCCCUAGACCUGCCCGAGCUGCUGCAGCUGCCCCCCAUGCGCCAUUCGCUCAGUAUCAGCCCCAUGGCUGUUCUGCCUGCUGAGUACCAAGACUGCAAUGGCAAGAUGGUGCACGUCCCCAGUGAGUUCUUCCUGCACAUCGAUGGCCACAAGGAAGAGGCUGUGGACUAUGAGGAUGACAUGGAGGAUAGUUACUGCUACCGGAUUCGUAAAGUCCUGGAGCCCUACAAACCAGAGUGGUGCAAGAGUCACGAGGAUUGGUCCCUCUACUUGUUUUCCCCACAGAAUCGGUUCCGAGUGAUGUGCCAGAAGGUCAUUGCCCACAAAAUGUUUGAUCAUGUGGUGCUGGUCUUCAUAUUUCUCAACUGCAUUACAAUAGCACUGGAGCGACCAGACAUAGAUCCGCACAGCACUGAGAGGAUAUUCCUGAGUGUUUCUAAUUACAUCUUCACUGCAAUCUUUGUGGCUGAAAUGAUGGUUAAGGUAGUAGCUCUUGGCUUUUUCUCUGGGGAGAACACCUAUCUACAGAGCAGCUGGAACGUCCUGGAUGGAGUUUUGGUCUUCGUAUCUAUCAUAGACAUUAUUGUCUCCAUGGCAUCAGCAGGAGGAGCAAAGAUCCUGGGUGUCCUUCGUGUUUUGAGACUGCUGCGGACCUUGAGACCUCUCCGAGUCAUCAGCAGAGCCCCAGGUCUGAAGCUGGUGGUAGAAACCUUGAUCUCCUCCUUGAGGCCGAUUGGGAAUAUUGUUCUCAUCUGCUGUGCUUUCUUCAUUAUCUUUGGGAUUUUAGGGGUGCAGCUUUUUAAAGGCAAGUUCUACUACUGUGAUGGUCCUGAUGUGAAAAACAUCACUACGAAGACUGACUGCACUAAUGCACACUACAGAUGGGUUCGGCGGAAGUACAAUUUUGACAAUUUGGGACAGGCUCUCAUGUCCUUGUUUGUCCUUUCCUCCAAAGACGGCUGGGUGAACAUCAUGUAUGAUGGUCUGGAUGCUGUGGGUAUUGACCAACAGCCCAUCCAGAACCAUAACCCUUGGAUGCUUCUCUACUUCAUCUCCUUCCUGCUCAUCGUCAGCUUCUUCGUGCUCAACAUGUUCGUGGGGGUGGUGGUGGAGAACUUCCACAAGUGCCGGCAGCACCAGGAGGCAGAGGAGGCCCGGCGUCGGGAGGAGAAGCGUCUGAGACGCCUGGAGAAAAAGCGCAGGAAAGCCCAGCGCAGGCCUUACUACGCUGACUAUUCUCCAGCACGGAAAUACAUUCACACCCUCUGCACCAGCCACUAUCUCGACCUCUUCAUCACCUUCAUCAUUGGAGUCAACGUCAUCACUAUGUCGAUGGAGCACUACAACCAGCCAAAGUCACUGGAUGAAGCCCUGAAGUACUGUAACUACGUGUUCACCAUAGUUUUUGUGUUCGAGGCAGUCCUGAAGUUGGUGGCAUUUGGUUUUCGAAGGUUCUUUAAGGACAGGUGGAAUCAGCUGGAUUUGGCCAUAGUUCUCUUAUCAAUUGUGGGAAUCACGCUGGAGGAAAUUGAGAUGAACGCUGCACUGCCCAUCAAUCCCACAAUAAUACGCAUCAUGCGGGUGCUGAGAAUAGCAAGAGUGCUGAAACUGCUUAAAAUGGCCACAGGAAUGCGAGCUCUCCUGGACACAGUGGUACAAGCUCUUCCCCAGGUAGGGAACCUUGGCCUACUUUUUAUGCUCCUGUUUUUUAUCUAUGCUGCCCUGGGAGUGGAAUUGUUUGGCAAGCUAGACUGCAGUGAAGAGAAUCCUUGUGAAGGGCUGAGCCGGCACGCGACGUUCACCAACUUUGGGAUGGCCUUCCUCACCCUCUUCAGGGUGUCCACGGGGGACAACUGGAACGGUAUCAUGAAGGACACUCUCCGGGAAUGCACCCGGGAAGACAAGCACUGCCUCAGCUACCUGCCUGUUAUCUCUCCUGUCUACUUUGUCACCUUUGUCCUCAUCGCACAGUUCGUCCUGGUCAACGUGGUGGUGGCUGUGCUGAUGAAGCACUUGGAGGAGAGCAACAAGGAGGCCAAGGAGGAUGCUGAGAUGGAUGCUGAGAUCGAGCUGGAGAUGUCCCGAGGAGCGAGCACGUCAGCCACCAGUGGCAGCAGGGGAGGUGCAGCGGCCCUGGAGAGCAGAGCACCCUGCAGAGGCCAGGAGGCCAGGAAGGCAGAGCCAGCAGUGCAGGCGAAGCACCAAGCCCUGGGAGGCAUGGCCAGCCCACAGCCUCAGGACUCCCAGAACCUGCUGACGGUCCGCAAGAUCUCCGUUUCCCGCAUGCACUCCUUGCCCAACGACAGCUACAUGUUCCGGCCUGUGAUGCCAGCCAAAGCUCCCUUUCCCCUCCACGAGGUGGAGAUGGAGACGUAUCCCUGCAAGUCACAGCGAGGGUCCAUCACCUCCAUCCGCUCGCAGCCCGUGGGGACGUGCUCCUCCUUGAGGGUCCCCCCCGAGUCCCUCCAUGUGGCUGUGCGCUCCCCUGGCCGUGAGGGCUGGCACCGCUGGAAGGUCCUUCCCCCGCACGUCGUCCCUCGGUCUCCUACUCUCAGCAAGCUGCUGUGCCGGCAGGAGGCCGUUCGGACAGACUCGGUGGACGGACACCCUCCAGACCCCAAGGACAACGUGCAAGCAGAGCAUGGAGAGAUGCCACCAUCACCAAAGCACCCUCAGCACACCCUCACCCCCAGCCCUCUCCACCCUGCAGCCUCCUCCCUGCCGUGCUCCCCUCCACGCUCCCCACCAACCUCCCCACACCGGCACCCAUCGCUGACUCGGAAACACUCCUGCAGCCAGCACGGGGUCCCCAGUCCCACCGAGAGUCCCCCAAGCCCCCAGGGCUGCCUCCUGGAGCCCUCUGACCUGGCUGACGAGGAGGUUCGCCACAUCAACAGCUCAGCCAAAGACUGGGGGGAGCACUCGGAGGCUGGGAGCUGCUCCACGUCACCGUUCGUCUCGCCGGCCGCAUCGCCUGUGCCCUUGAAGAAUUGCAGCACAAGCAGCCUGGCAGCAGGCAGCAGCAAGGAGAGGGACUUGAAGAAGUUUUACAGCAUCGAUACGAAGGGCUUCCUCACCAAGCCCAGCUGGGCGGAUGACCAAAGGCGGCACUCCAUCGAGAUCUGCCCCUCCGUCCGCGAUGGGGACUGCGGCUUCGAGGAGCGCGCUGAGGAAAAGCCGCGCUCCCCCGCCCACAUCCAACCAGAGUCUGAGUACAUCCAUGGAGUCCGGAGGAAGAAGAAGAUGAGCCCGCCCUGCAUUUCUAUAGAUCCUCCUAUGGAGGAUGACGGCGGGGCGGCCUCGCGCACCAAACCCUCCGAGAACAGCAUGCUGCGCCGCAGGACCCCGUCCUGCGAGUUCCCGGCGUACCGAGAGCCCCUGGAGCCGGCGGAGGCGCAGCCGGGGGAGCCGGGCUGCAAAGCAGAGCGCCGUGCCCAGCACCUCGCCAUCCCCGGCUUCUCCUUCGAGCAGUCGGAUGGCGGCGGCUCCCUGAGCAGCCUCUCGGAUCUGCUGGACAGUGGGCGAUCCACGCCGGACUGUGAACUGAGAAAGCCGGAGCCCUUAAAAACUCAACGGAGCAACGCCGAAAAAAGCAAAGAGCUGCUCAGCGUGGCCAAGAGCCCCGUCCGGAUGCAGGACUUGGUGACUGUUGCGACAGAAGAAGACAUCGACGAGCCCGUAUAGCUGUCUGGGAUGGGGGUGUGGGGGGUCUCAAGGGCUUGACACCGACGUGGGGUUGGACACAGAAGGGAAUGCGCGGCCACGUGGCCACGCUCUGGUUUUUCCCUUUCUUGCAGUCCCUUCUUCUUAAGCGCUGUGGAGGUUUGCAAAAAAAAAAGAAAACAUUAA